Molecule: messenger RNA, 1578 nt
Organism: Colletotrichum gloeosporioides
Lineage: Eukaryota; Fungi; Ascomycota; Sordariomycetes; Glomerellales; Glomerellaceae
Exons: 3
Coding region: 1-1578 (525 amino acids)
Biological process (GO): transmembrane transport
Cellular component (GO): membrane
Molecular function (GO): transmembrane transporter activity
Source: RefSeq, a predicted model, not a curated record
AUGUCGACAACUACGGUUGAGGUUAUCAACGCUCCAGCGUCGCCUCUGGCGGAGCUUUCGGCGUCGUCGUCAAUUACAUCGAGACCUAACCAGCCUGUGUUUCCCGCAGAAGAUGCCCAGCAUGAAGACAUCUCCAAGGGCAAGACGGUGGUAGUCAUCUCGUCGGUGACGUGUAUCACCGGCAUCAGCUCCCUCUUGGCUGGUGUGGUUACCGUCUGCAUCCCUGCAAUGGCAAAGGAUGUGAAUCUUGAAGGCAACCUACUGCUUUGGCCUGCCUCGGUGUAUGCCCUGACCUGCGGUUGCACUCUGCUCCUGUCAGGUGCGAUGGCCGAUCUCUUCGGAGCUCGGCAACUCUAUCUCUUGGGAUGCUUCCUCCAAUCGGCCUUCACCCUCGCCUGCGGCUUAGCCAACACCGGAAUCCAGCUGAUUAUGUUCCGCGCCUUCGCCGGCGUCGCGAUCUCUAUGUGCCUGCCAUCUGCUGUCAGUAUCAUCACACACGCAUUCCCAUCAGGCAAGCGACGGAAUAUCGCGUUCGCCUCCAUGGGCGGCGGCCAGCCCAUUGGAUUCUCCAUCGGUCUCAGUGUGGGCGGUGUCUUCACAGACACCAUCGGCUGGAGAUGGGGGUUCCACAUCGCGGCCAUCAUCAACACCGUCAUCUUCCUAAUCGCCCUUAAGUGGCUGCCGAGUAUCGGUAAGCGCGAACCGGUGACCUGGAACCGCUUCCUGACCGAGGUGGAUUGGAUCGGGGCGUUCCUGGCGAGCGGCUUCCUGGCGAUGGUCUCCUAUGUUCUUGCCGUCAUGACCGAGAGCCUAAGUGGCAUCAAGAAACCAGCCAACAUUGUUCUCUUGGUCGUCUCGGGGGUCUUGAUCGGCAGCUUCAUCGGAUGGGUCGAGCGGCAAGAGCGCCUCGGCCGCCCAGCCAUCAUCCCGAACUCGCUGUGGAAGAACCGCAGCUUCACCAGCAUCUGCGUCAGCGUCUUCAUGGUCUGGGGCGCCUUCAAUGCGACCGAGCAGCUGAGCUCCUUCUACCUGCAGUAUGUGCAGCGGCUCUCGGCGAUCGACACCUCGGUCCGCUUCCUCCCGGCCCCGGUGGGCGGCGUGCUCGCCAAUGUCGUCGCCGGGCUCGUGGUGCACCGCGUCCGGGCCGACCUCGCGAUCCUCAUCGCCGUGGCCCUCGCGGCGCUGUCCCCGAUCCUGAUGGCCGUCGCGGACCCGGCGUGGAACUACUGGUACUGCAUCUUCUGGGCCAUGUUCAUGAACGCCAUCGGCGCGGAUACGCUCUUCACUAUCUCGAACUUGCUGAUCACCUCGCUGUUCCCGUCGAGGACGCAGGGUGUUGCAGGCGGCGUGUACAACACCAUCGCCCAGAUCGGCAAAAGCGUGGGGUUGGCGUCGUCGGGCGCGAUUGCGAGUGCCGUGACGGCCAAGUCAGGUGUGGCGGACAAGGAGAGCCCAACGGCGCUGCUGGAGGGCUAUCGGGCAUCGUUCUGGUACUGCUUCGCGCUGUACGGCGCAACCCUGCUCGUGACCAUUUGGGGACUCAGAAAGAUCGGCAAAGUGGGUGUCAAGAAGGAAUGA